CAAUACCAUCACCUCACUCACACAUCUUCUCUCGUUUUCCUUGUUAGUGAAUAACAAUGGGUACCAAAUUUGCAGCGGCCAUAAUUGUGCUCUCUUCUCUUCUAUGUGGUUCGUUUCUGGUGAGCGGGCAAGCGUCUGAGAGCUGGCGGCAUCAGCUGAGGGAAGAAGCUCAGCAGUGCCGGCUGGAUCGGCUCAGCGCCAGGCCGCCCUCGCACCGGCUCGAGUCGGAGGGAGGCGUCGUUGAGCUGUGGGACGAGUCUGAGGAAGAGUUUCAGUGCGCUGGAGUUGGUGCCGUCAGGAUCAUCAUCAGGCCCAACUCACUCUCUUUGCCCAAAUUCCAUAGCUCCCCCAUGCUCUUUUACGUCGAGCAAGGUGAAGGGGUUGUGGGGCUGAACUACCCAGGGUGUCCAGAGAUCUACGAGGCAGAAUCAGGGGAAUUUUCAACGACACCAGCAAAGCGCAGAGGCCGUGCAGUCCGCGGGGUCAGAGACCAGCACCAGAAGGUUCACAGAGUCCGCCGUGGACACAUUGUCGCCGUGUCGGCCGGUACCGUCGAGUGGCUCCACAACGACGGCAACAAAGACCUCAUCGUCGUCGCCUUCAUGGACCUCAACAACGAGGCCAACCAGCUCGACCACCAAAUAAGGUCAUUUUACAUGGCGGGUGGAGCUUCAAGGGAGGGAAGGCAGGAAGGGAGAGGAUCGGAGUAUCUGGUGAACAUCUUCAAUGGGUUCGACGCUGAGCUGCUGGCGGAGGCUUUCCAGGUUCCUCGUGAUCUGGUGAGGAAAAUGCAGCAAGGAAGCAGCAGGGAGGGACUGAUCGUGAAGUGCAACGAAGAAAUGUCGUUUUUGAGACCCGAUGAGCAGGAGGAAGAACUCAGCAGCAGAAAUGGGGUGGAAGAAACCGUCUGCACCCGCAAAAUCAGGUACGACAUGAACACUCACAAAGAGUCUGAUCUCUACUCCAGGGAGGCCGGUAGAGUUAACAUUGUCAACGAACACAAGCUCCCUAUCCUCAGGUUCUUGGGCAUCAGUGCCGAGAAAGCCCACCUUUUCCCGAAUGCAGGAUACAACCUGCAUUGGUCGAUGACAGACCACAGGUUGGUGUACGUGGUGGAGGGAGAGGUGGAGGUCCAAAUAGCAGAUGACAAGGGGAAACAAGUGUUCAACGAGAGAGUGUCGAGAGGAAACAUGUUUGUGAUCCCUCAGUUCUACUCGACCAUGGCUAGGGCGGGGCCGAAGGGGGCGGAGUGGAUCACGUUCAAGACGUCGAACCAGCCGCGAAAGAGCCCGGUGGUCGGGUACACGUCGGUGUUCAGAGGGCUGCCCCAGCAAGUGCUGGAGCAGGCGUUCCAAAUCUCACCAAGAGAGGCGCAGGACCUGAAGCAGGCCAGGAGGCAACAGAGCUUUCUCCUCCCUCCCUUCUCCGGAAGCCGCAAAUGAACACAACACGAAGGGGCUUUAAAAUCUGCAGCUCCAAAUGGUUUUGGUGCUGGUGAGUAGAGAAAAAUAAUAAGGCCGCGUUUGGCUAGCUAGCUCUGUGUUUGUUUAUCUUUUGGGGUUGCGGGUGAAAUCAAGAGUCUUAAAAUAAUGUUAUCUCCAUAAAGCGCCGUAAUACAAUAUGUAAUAAUAUAUGCAACCAAUAAAACAAAUGUGGCCGCCCCUUUACUUCU
Molecule: messenger RNA, 1672 nt
Organism: Momordica charantia (bitter melon)
Lineage: Eukaryota; Viridiplantae; Streptophyta; Magnoliopsida; Cucurbitales; Cucurbitaceae
Product: 11S globulin seed storage protein 2-like
Molecular function (GO): nutrient reservoir activity
Source: RefSeq, a predicted model, not a curated record